Molecule: messenger RNA, 372 nt
Organism: Rangifer tarandus platyrhynchus (Svalbard reindeer)
Lineage: Eukaryota; Metazoa; Chordata; Mammalia; Artiodactyla; Cervidae
Source: the annotation of a GenBank genome assembly
AUGCUCCCUGGUGCUCUAUGGGGCGUGUGCCAUGUGCUCAACACUGCUGGGGACUGGGCUCCCCCUGUUGCCCCAGUUCUGCCCACAGCCGAUGAGGCAGCUGCCCUCUCACUCAUCGCAGGCAGGAACCCAAGUCAGAGCCUUGGGAAGAAACACACCAGAAGGUUCCUGACCACCCAGCAGUGGGGGCUGGGCUCAGCCUUGGUCGUGACCCUUGCCCCAGCACUUUCUGCUCAGGGCUGCCCACCUGGGCCUCAUGAUAAAGGUACGUUUCCCAGUUGGUUAUUUUCAUGGGAAAAGUCUUGUGUUUGGGACAGGGACGGAUUGUCAGGGGAGACGGGUGAUGGACUUUGCUUCCCAGGAAGAGAAUGA